Ceraceosorus bombacis is the source of this 2381-nucleotide messenger RNA. NCBI's taxonomy places the organism in Eukaryota, Fungi, Basidiomycota, Exobasidiomycetes, Ceraceosorales, Ceraceosoraceae. The record is from the annotation of a GenBank genome assembly.
AUGCCGUACUCGAAGCAGCUCAUCAAAGCUUCAGACAUCUUUUCUGAUUCACAAAAGGCGGUGAGCUGCAUGUCAACCUUCAGAACAGGCGCAAGUUCGCGUGCUUCUGGCACAAAUCACUUGCGCGUACGAUUGAAUGCUGAUUCAUCUCCGUCGUCUUUAUGCUGUGCCAGACGCUGUCCGCAGUCGCAGACGUCUUUGUGCCGCAUCUCGAGGGCGAGGAUGCAGCUCGGGUGAUUGCCUCGCUGCCCACUACCGCCUCUGACCGUCAAAGGGAGCUUGUCGCCGCAUUCGCCAAGGAUGGCUUCAUCGACCACCCUUACCUGGUAGACGCGUGGGCUCAUCAGGCUCGCACAUCCCUGUCCAUUACAACGCUGAACCAAAUCAGUCUGCUUCUCACGGUGCUGAGCACCCGCGCGGGUACAUUCGCUCUCACUGGAAGACUUACUGCCUUCCCCAACCUGCCGCGCAAGGACCGAGAAGCGAUCAUGUACGGAUGGCUCUCCUCUCCGAUCACGCUUAUUCAGAAAGCAGCCGCAGGCUUCAAGGGCCUGUCUCUCAUCACAUACUACCGUUUCCACCAGCCGGCGUGGGAGGCGACAGGGUACGCCGACAGUCAAGCAGACGACUGGCAGCCUCAUUCUGAGCAGACCAAGGAUCUCGACAAGCCUCGUUACGAGUACGAGUUUGAGAACGACAAGGUCGUCACUCAACCAGCUGGUACUGAUGUCAUCAUCGACACUGACGUGCUCAUCAUCGGUUCAGGUUCUGGCGGAGGGGUAGCUGCGCAGUACCUCGCUCAGAGAGGCCUGCGUGUGCUCGUCGUCGACAAGGGCGGCUACUUGAGGCAAAAGGAUGUCUUGGGUAGAGAGGAUCAAGGAUACGGAGAGAUGUACGAAGGAGAGGGUCUUUUGCCUGUGGAAGACGGCUCUCUCAACGUGCUUGCUGGAUCCACAUUUGGUGGGGGAACAACGGUGAACUGGUCUGCUUCCCUCAAGCCUCGCCACUACGCGCGAGAGCUGUGGGCAAAGAAGCACGGCGUGCCUUACUACCGCACACCUUACUUUGGCGAGGACCUCAACGCUGUCUGCAACCGUAUGGGCUGCUCUACCCACGCCAUCAAGCACAAUCUCGCGAAUUCGCUUCUCGCCCUUGGUGCACAGCGGUCUGGUCAACCAGUCGAGGCUGUACCUCAAAAUUCUGGUGGCCAUGUCCACUACUGCGGCAAGUGCCAGCUUGGCUGCGUAAGCGGUCACAAGCAGGGAGGCGUCGUGACUUGGUUACGCGAUGCCGCCGAGACUGGCAAUGCCGCCUUCAUGAUCAAGACCGAAGUGGAGCGUAUCCUCUUCGACCCCAAGGACAAGAGGACUGCGAUUGGCGCUUUGGCCACUUGCGAAGGCCGCAAGGUGACUAUCAAGGCCAACAAGCACGUCAUUGUCUCGGGAGGCAGCAUCUCAACUCCCGCUGUGCUUUUGCGAAGCCCCGAGCUCAAAUUCAACAAACAGAUCGGUAAAAACUUGCAUCUUCACCCCACUACUGUGGUUACUGGCUGGUACGACUUCCCUAUAAAGCCUUGGGAGGGCUCGCUACUCACCAUGGUCUCCAACGCCGCCGAGCUUGUGGAUGCCGAAGGCUGGGGCUGCAAAAUCGAAGUCAUCGCGUCGAGCCCAUCGAUUCAAGCAGCCUUCUCUACCUUCCAAAGUCCCGAAGCGCACAAGACGGCUAUGCUGAAUUACGCCCACAGUUUCAACCUCAUCAUCAUCACCCGCGACCGAGACCCUGGCAACGUGUUUGUCGAUUCAGAGGGCAAAGCCCGCAUGAACUACACCAUCUCCAAGCACGACCAAGCCAGCAUGGUUCAGGGUAUCUUGCGCGCGUGCGACAUCCACAUGAUGGCUGGUGCCAAGUCGAUUGCCACCGUGCAGCACGGCGUGCCCAUCUUUGAGCCUGGCGUUUACCAACAUGGCAAGCCAGCUGUUGAGAGCAUUCUGCCCGAGACGACCACCAUUCCCUCCACUGCGACGCCCACAUCCGCGCUGCCUCGCAACCUCAGCGACGAGCACUACGUUGCGUGGAGGCAAAAGGUCGAAAAGGCCGGCGCGAGGCCCCACUGGACGACCAUCGGUUCUGCUCACCAAAUGGGCUCUUGCGCCAUGGGCGGCACCCCCGCCACUUCGGCCUGCGACCCAGAAGGACGCGUUUGGGGCACAAAGAAUCUCUCUGUCGCGGACUCUGCUGCGCUGCCCUCGGCUACUGGUGUCAACCCAAUGAUCUCUACCAUGGCCACCGCCAGAUAUGUUGCUAGAAACGUCGCCAAAGACCUCGGUGUGGAAAGACCCGAGGGAACCGUUGGACCUGCGCUCAAAGAGAGUCGACUUUGA